Messenger RNA from Carya illinoinensis, 1589 nucleotides. Its product is annotated as probable glycosyltransferase At5g03795. The coding region runs from base 103 to 1368 and encodes 421 amino acids. The record is from RefSeq and is a predicted model, not a curated record. Lineage: Eukaryota; Viridiplantae; Streptophyta; Magnoliopsida; Fagales; Juglandaceae. Gene Ontology annotation, molecular function: glycosyltransferase activity. The transcript is spliced from 6 exons.
UUUUACGUUGGAACGGUUAGUCCAGUAAUCUACUACUACUUCGCUUGGUUACUGGUACUCAAUUGAGUCGAUCCCACAACACAGCUCCACCGCCGGCGAGCAAUGUCGACCGGCAAGCCACCUCAGACGGCGUACUUCUCAUCGUCCUUACCGCUUUGCUCUCUCCAAGGCUCCCUCCUCACACUCGCCGUCCUAACCCUCUUCUCCCUCACCUAUUUCUCUCUCAAUUCCCUCCGCUCUCCUCUCCCCUCCUCUUCUGCCACCACUCAGGUUUCUGUUGCUAAACUGGUUCGUGAUGAUCAUAAAGCGGCGAAGGAUGGGGUGGAGGAGGACGGGCUUUAUGAUAUUUACCAUUCCCCGGAGGUUUUCCGGUUGAAUUACGCGGAAAUGGAGCGGAAAUUCAAGGUGUAUAUAUACCCGGAUGGAGAUCCCAACACGUUCUACCAGACGCCCAGGAAGCUCACGGGGAAGUACGCCAGCGAGGGCUAUUUCUUCCAGAACAUUCGGGAGAGUCGCUUCCGCACUGAAGAUCCAGAUCAGGCUCACCUCUUCUUCAUUCCCAUUUCCUGCCACAAAAUGCGAGGCAAGGGCACUUCAUACGAGAAUAUGACCAUAAUUGUCCAGAAUUAUGUGCAAAUGUUAAUUUCCAAGUAUCCUUACUGGAAUCGGACCCUGGGUGCAGAUCAUUUUUUCGUCACUUGUCAUGAUGUUGGUGUUAGGGCAACAGAAGGACUUCCACUUCUUGUAAAGAAUUCAAUGCGGGUCGUGUGCUCCCCAAGCUAUGAUGUUGGAUUCAUUCCACACAAAGAUGUUGCUCUUCCUCAAGUAUUGCAGCCAUUUGCGCUUCCAGCUGGAGGAAAUGAUCUCGAAAACAGGACGACGCUUGGUUUUUGGGCUGGACACCGGAACUCUAAAAUUAGAGUUAUAUUGGCACGCGUUUGGGAGAAUGAUACAGAGCUUGAUAUUUCCAACAACAGAAUAAACAGGGCUAUGGGACCACUGCUAUAUCAAAAGAGAUUUUAUAGAACCAAGUUUUGCAUAUGCCCUGGUGGUUCCCAGGUCAAUAGUGCUCGUAUAACCGACUCGAUCCACUAUGGAUGUGUGCCUGUGAUAUUGUCAAAUUAUUACGACCUGCCAUUCAAUGAUAUUCUUGAUUGGCAUAAAUUUGCGGUUGUGCUCAAGGAGAAUGACGUAUACCAGCUUAAGCAAAUCCUCAAGGAUAUACCUGAUGCUGACUUUGUCACACUCCAUAAGAACUUGGUUAAGGUUCAGAGACACUACCAAUGGAACUCUCCGCCAAUCAAAUUUGAUGCAUUCCAUAUGGUCAUGUAUGAGCUUUGGUUGCGCCACCAUGUCAUCAAAUAUUGAUUAGUAUGUAAUUCCAUUGUACGCUAAUUGGCUAGAAACCCAAAAGGUUGUAAAUUGUUAUACACCAUUCUCGCAUCUACCUAGUUAACUUAUGGUGAAGGGAAGUAAAGUUGGGGGCAUUACUUGUUUUUUCCCUGGUUCAGGUUUUCCCCCUACCAUUUUGUACCUGCAACUUUGGUUAAUUAAUUUCUUGAAUGAUACAAGAUCAGAAGUGUUGUGUA